AUGAACUCCGUGAUCCUAUGCCUCGCCUUGGCUACCGUAGCCUGUGCCGUAAGCUUGCGCCCGACCGGAUUUGGAAGAACCGUAGAAGUAGGCGCUGUGGUCGGAAGAACCGUGGCUGAGCCAGUCAUUGGAAGCACUACUGCUCAUCCACUUGUUGGCAGAACCGUCGCCGACCUCAUCGUCGCCAAGCCCAAGGUCAUCUGCGAGGCCUGCGAGAAGUUGGUCGAGUUAGCCGAAAAGGAGGGUGGCGACAAUGUCAGGGAAUACCUCGGCUAUGCUAUUGAUGAGGUCUGCGACGUCUCCAUCUUCCUGAAGAAGAUCUGCAAAAAGGAGCUUGAGCGGCAAGUCGACCGUCUCGUCGAGGUCAUCGAGCGGAAGGAGGAGCCAAAGAAGGCCUGCGAGAAGGCCAAGCUCUGC
Messenger RNA from Mesorhabditis spiculigera, 417 nucleotides. NCBI's taxonomy places the organism in Eukaryota, Metazoa, Nematoda, Chromadorea, Rhabditida, Rhabditidae. The record is from the annotation of a GenBank genome assembly.